Messenger RNA from Microplitis demolitor, 1248 nucleotides. RefSeq lists its product as uncharacterized. The record is from RefSeq and is a predicted model, not a curated record. Lineage: Eukaryota; Metazoa; Arthropoda; Insecta; Hymenoptera; Braconidae. The coding region runs from base 1 to 1248 and encodes 415 amino acids. The transcript has 6 exons.
AUGAUUGCGCUUCGCGGACAGCGUCAUGGGACUCUGAGAUUCCUGCAUAAUGGACAUAUGUACCAUCAUGAUGCCCGGUAUGAAUCCGAUGAGGAGGAAUAUAUCUGCUCCUUAAGGACGUCAAUGUUUCGAUGUCGAGCAGCCGCAACUGUAGAUGACAACGGCGAUGUGCAAGUCUUUGGUACUCAUUUUCAUGCACCACGGUUUACAGCACAGGAAUUAAGAAGGCAACAAAUGAUUUUGGAGUUAAAGAGACGUGCAAUGCGAAGCAAUGAGCCUCCAAAUGAAAUAUUUAAUGCAGUUUCUCAGGAAUUUGAUGAUAUUGCCGAUAUAUUCAAUCCUGCGGCUGGUCGUAUGAUGAUAAUUCGUGAACGGCGGCAUCACCGCCCACCAAUGCCUGCAACUGUUAACCACGUGGGACCAAUGCUUGAUCGUUAUUUACCUGCGGUAGAAAUCUAUCGUGGUGAAGUCCAAGGAACAGACGGAAGUUUAGCCUUCAUAUUCGGAUCUCAACAAAUGAUGGAGCGUUUAAAUAACGUCGCAGAGUUGUUUAUCGAUGGAACAUUUAAGGCUGUCCCAAACCAACCACGGUUCUGUCAGUUGUUAAUCAUUCACUGUCGGCGAUUAGAUGUGGGACUUCCUGCAUUAUUUAUUCUCUGCGAGAGGAGAACUACCGCUAUGUAUGAAGCGAUUUGGCGCUUUAUCGUUGAUAGAUCACCUAAUAUCCGUAACAGCCUUCGAUUUGUUUCUGGGGAUUUCGAAAGGGCAUCUAUUCAAGCAAUCCGCAAUGAAAUGCCGUGGACAAUCUUUCGGGGUUGCUGGUUUCACUUUACUCGAGCUGUAACCAGGAGAUGGCGACGACUCCGUUUAAACCGUGCUCCACAAAUUAUUUUGCACUUGACUUGGGUACUGCCUUUGGUUCCUUCUAAUUUAUUUAGACAAGGUUUUGAAGAAAUUAGACGUCAAGCUAAUCUUGCCAGAGAAGAGUUUCCACGAGUAAAUUUCUUCAUCACAUAUCUUGAGACAUUUUGGCUACCACAAGCUGAACGAGUAUCUACUCGUCAUUCGGUCAUCCGCACAAAUAAUGUUGCGGAAGCGUUUAAUCGCCAGCUCAUUCCCAGAUUAGGAGGCGGUAAUCUGGAUUUAUUUCUAUUUAUUGUCAGGGAAUUUUCGAAUUGUUUAACUGGAAUACUUGAAAAAGUCAGGGAAUUUCAAUAUCAAAAAUCUGUGACCGCUAUGAUUAUUUAA